Sphaerulina musiva SO2202 is the source of this 297-nucleotide messenger RNA. RefSeq lists its product as uncharacterized. The record is from RefSeq and is a predicted model, not a curated record. The coding region runs from base 1 to 297 and encodes 98 amino acids. NCBI's taxonomy places the organism in Eukaryota, Fungi, Ascomycota, Dothideomycetes, Mycosphaerellales, Mycosphaerellaceae. The transcript is spliced from 2 exons.
AUGGUCGUAUCGAUGGAGAACAGAUAUUUUUCUGCGAAGACGUCGGGUGUGAAGUGUGGAAAUUGGACGAAGGAUCGCAUGACGACAAUGGACACGACCCUGACUCUUGAUAUGAGCCACGCACAGAACUCGGAGACCCCAUCUGGCACUGGCUGGAUAUGGGGAUGCGAGACAUACUGGAAUGAGAUGUAUGGCUUCCACUGGACCACGAGACUGAAGCCUCCCGUGCACAGUACAGAAACCGGAUUCGAAACGAUUUCACUCGACAGUCCCAAAGGGUACGCCAUUCUGAUCUGA